Messenger RNA from Wallemia mellicola CBS 633.66, 1746 nucleotides. RefSeq lists its product as hypothetical. Bases 1 to 1746 code for a protein of 581 amino acids. Gene Ontology annotation, biological process: nucleotide catabolic process. The transcript is spliced from 11 exons. Gene Ontology annotation, cellular component: cytosol. The record is from RefSeq and is a predicted model, not a curated record. NCBI's taxonomy places the organism in Eukaryota, Fungi, Basidiomycota, Wallemiomycetes, Wallemiales, Wallemiaceae. Gene Ontology annotation, molecular function: hydrolase activity.
AUGUAUAGCUUUGAUUUUCGAUAUAAAUACCUUUCGAUUGUACAAUCAUUGGAUGGAAUGUGGAUAAACAACGUACUAAUAUUCACAUCAACUAUUUUAUGCUAUUACUAUAUAUCCAAAUAUAAUACCCCUGAAACUCCUUCACGGGAACUAGAAUGGGGUGAUAUCAACGUGAUACAUACCACUGAUACUCACGGCUGGCUAGCUGGCCAUAGAAAGUCUAGCGAACCAGAGCCAAAUGGUAGCGGUGAUUGGGGAGAUUACGCGUCUUUUGUGCAACAUAUGCGUCAUAUUUCUGAUCAGAAAGGUGUUGAUCUGCUUGUAAUCGAUAGCGGUGAUUUACAUGACGGAAGUGGACUAUCAGAUGCCUUUGAACCUGGUGGCAUCAAUGGGCAUGAUACGAACAAAAUAUUUACCAUGCUUGAUAUUGAUGUGCUAACAAUCGGGAAUCAUGGUUUAUAUAAUGCGGAUGUUACAUUAGAUAUAUUCAAGAAUUUCGCACCAGCUUGGCAAGAACGCUAUUUGACUUCGAACACUAAUAUUACCGAUCCAUCUUCAAAUACAUCGGUACCAAUAGGAGAACGCUUUUUAAAGCAUUAUACUAGACACGGUCGGAAAGUCACUGCAUUUGGAUUAUUAUUUGAUUUUCCAAAUCCUAAUUGGAGAGUUCAAUUACAAUCAAUUGACGACAUGAUCAAAGAAAAGUGGUUUCAAGAGGCUAUAGAUGAAAAGCCUGAUUUCUUCUUACUUGUCGCGCACAUGGCAAUAAAUGAUUUAAAAUGGCAAUUAAUAAUAGACACGCUUAAAUCCAAACAUCCAAAUACACCAGUGAUAGGUUUAGGUGGUCAUCAGCAUAUUAGAGAUUGUGUUUAUAACUUUAAAGAUAAAAGAGAUGUUCGCAUGGCUAGCGGUCAAUUUUUAGAGACUAUUGGGUGGUUAAGCGCAAAUAUUAGCGACAAUGGUGAAAUGCAUAUUUCACGUAAAUAUUUAGAUGCUAAUCCAAUUGGAUAUGCGUGGCAUUUAGGUAUAAAUACAUCUGAAUUACUGACAACUCUUGGAAGAGAAAUUAAAAUGAAGAUUGGACAGUUAUGGCAUAAAUUUGCUCUUGGAAGCAUGGUCGGAAAGUUAGAUAGAGAUUUAUACUUAAAUCGAGUCCCCGCAGAGCAUCCUGAUUCAAUUAUACGCUGGUUGAAAGAUAAAGUUUUACCAGAUUUCGUAAAGAAUGAAGACCGUAAAGAUAUACCAAAAAUAAUUUUGCUCAAUUCUGGCGCCAUACGUUAUGAUCUUUAUAGUGGGGAGGUAAAUAAGAAUGAUCUAUUUACUGCGUUUCCAUUCGUUAAUACAUUACCUUAUGUGAGAGACGUACCGUAUGGUGUAGCCAAGAAGAUGUUGAAAACAUUAAAUGAGUUACCAGGUCAUCCAUUCCUGACUAAUAAUAACCAAGAAGAAAUUAGAUUGACUAGAACUUCUAUUGGAUAUGUAACAAAUGAUACUUGUCCUGGCUUUGGUGAUGAUGUUAUACAUGAAAAGAUAGAGUAUUAUGAACAUUCUCCGUGCUUUGGAACCGAUCUAGAAGUAUUAGAGGAUUCUGACUUCGUUGACGUAGUAUUUCUAUCAUUCUUAUGGCCAUCCAUUGAAAAGGCAUUAAAUAUCAUAAGUCCUGAAAAGCAAUAUGAAUUCGAAGAAACAUAUACAAAUUUGACUAUUAGAGAAGUAGUUUCAGAAUACUUAAAAUCUACCUUAUAA